Molecule: messenger RNA, 747 nt
Organism: Pseudophryne corroboree (corroboree frog)
Lineage: Eukaryota; Metazoa; Chordata; Amphibia; Anura; Myobatrachidae
Gene: PTGDS
Product: prostaglandin D2 synthase
Exons: 7
Coding region: 69-620 (183 amino acids)
Molecular function (GO): small molecule binding
Source: RefSeq, a predicted model, not a curated record
CCAGGUCCUGCUUCUCCAUCACUAGCUCCAGAGAAGACAUCAGCAGCCUUUCAGAACAAACCAGGACCAUGAAGGAAGUCGUGCUCAGCGUGGCCCUUGUCGUACUGUCUGCCCUGUGCGCCCAGGGUGAGGUCCCCGUCCAGCCGGACUUCCAGGAGGAUAAAAUUGUAGGGAAGUGGUACGGAAUGGCCCUGGCCUCCAACUCCGCAUGGUUCCAGUCUAAGAAGCAGGUGAUGAAGAUGUGCACCACCCAGAUCACACCCACCGCCGAUGGGAACCUAGACGUUGUGGCCACUUUCCCCAAGCAAGAUCGCUGUGAAAAGAAGAGUAUGACUUACAUCAAGACCGAGCAGCCCGGACGCUUCCUGUCUAAAAGCCCACGUUACGGCAGUGAUCACGUGAUCCGAGUGGUGGAGACCAACUACAGUGAAUACGUCUUGAUGCACACUCUGAAGACCAAGGGCGACCAGGUCAACACCAUCGUGUCUCUCUUUAGCAGAACAAAGGACAUAAGACCAGAACUGGUGGAGAAAUUCAGAAAGCUGGCUAAGGAACAAGGCCUGACCGACGACAACAUCCUCAUCCUGCCUCCCACCAAUAGCUGCAUGUCAGACGUCUAACAUAACAGAGUGAAGAUACAGUGCCCACACCUUUCCACUAGAUGGCGUCUGUGUUAUAGAUGGGUUAGCGCGCUACAGUAAAUGUUUGUACAAUUCUGCAUAUAAUAAAUUCCUGCAUGAAUCCCCA